AUGCCACCACAACUACUCCCGGCUUCGGCAGCUGCCUUUGCUCCCCGUGCUUCCUCCGUCAACGUGGUCCUCGGAUCCAAGGUAGAGCCGUGGCUCACGCAAACACUCAAGCGCAUCAACAGGAUCAAGCGCCCACUCAACAGUGUACCUCAGCACCAAAGAUGUCUGACCGAGACCCUGUCGUCGCCAAAUGCCAUCUGGACCCUGGCUUCGCUGAUGCUGCCCAAGGCCCCCGAGUCGGAGCUCAGGAAAGACUCCAACCCGCUGAUUGAGGCCAUCUUCAACUACCAGCUCAUCCACCUCGAGGCCUACAUUGUGCACGUCGACAUGGUAUUGAGAAACGAGGUUGCUUACAAGCUGACGCCGGACACCAUCGAGUCCCUGAUUGAGUACCACAAGGACAUCCACUGUGUCAAUGCAAAGGCCAACACCUACGACUGGUCCGAGAAGGAAACACAGUGCAAGAAGCUUCACGAGGACUUCAUCCAGGCCAUCAACAAGUUUGUCUUCCGGACACAUGUGUCGGCACUCGAGGGGCUCGAGGAGGAUGGUGCUGGAGAGCUGCUCAGUGGGAAGAGUGAAGAGGUGAAGAAUGCCGUCAUGAACCUGGUCAAGCCUCUGCUUCCGCCGCCGCCCAGGAUCGUCGAUGUCGUCCGUCAACCACCGCUCCUGCCCAGCUCGCCUGCAGGUGCGAACAUCUGGUCCCAGGCGCCCACCCCGACCACGAUGCCAGCCCCCGUCGAUUCCUGGAAGAUCCUGCCUUCGAGCCCGAGUGUAGCUUCGACUCCGCCCGACUCGACCAGCCCUACCAUGUGGGCCACGAUUGGCAUCAGCGAGUCCUACACGCCAUCGCCUCCUCUUGCCUACAGCCAGCCGUACACCACAGCUGGUCUGUUCUACGGCUCGCAGUUGGUCUCGUCGCCCAUCCCCCACCUCCCACUGCCCAGCAUGCUUGCUCCUCAGUGCGGUGUGACGGUUGGCUACAACUCGUUUGGCUGGGACAGUCGGUACCAGGACUAUGCGACGACAAUGUGA
Messenger RNA from Podospora anserina S mat+, 1035 nucleotides. RefSeq lists its product as uncharacterized. The record is from RefSeq and is a predicted model, not a curated record. The transcript has a single exon. Bases 1 to 1035 code for a protein of 344 amino acids. NCBI's taxonomy places the organism in Eukaryota, Fungi, Ascomycota, Sordariomycetes, Sordariales, Podosporaceae.